GACUUCAAAAGUCACCUGCCAAUCGACCUAGUUUCAUUUGUCACUUGUGUACACUGGACGCAGGGUUACUAAUGGUAUACAUAAACCAGUUGACAGGGUUAAUGUGAAAAAGUGACAACAUGGGAGGACUCUGCUGUUGUCUCGAAUCUGCUAAAGAUGCAGAUGAGCCUCGAGCAGAGGCUAACGUGAAGACUCCUCUUCUAUCCGGCCAGACAAGUGCCCCUGCAAGCGGCCGCCUGGCAAGGUCAGAUUCCGCGUCGACGGCAAGACAGUUUGCACCUCCCUCGAAACCACAAGGAGGCAGUCAAGAAAAGUACGCGAAGGUAGAGCCGAGACCCACACGUGUGUCUUCAGUGGACAAACGUUUGCAAGAUCACGCCAAGCUGUAUAACGACAUUCUCGAAAAGCGGAAUACACUUAUGAGAACGGUGAAUGAAUUCAAGACCGAAUUAGGCCAGGACAGCGCGUUUGAGAUACUUGAUAGUUGUUUCAAAGAACUGAAGACACGCUUAGGCGAAGUUGAAGUGAAGUUAAAGAGGAAGCAGAAACACUGUAUGGAAAUCGAAUUUGACCCCAAGGAUAUGCCCGACCGUGUGAUUCCGGCUUUGACAAACUUCAAUAAGGCCAACACAUUAAUCCGAGACAUCAUCGACAAGACGCCCUCUGCAGUUGAGUCGAUUCAGUUGGUCGUGAAGGAAGAGGACAAGUUACGCAGAGAGAUUAUGGCGGCCAGUUUGAAAGGAGACGGGCCUGAUGCACUGAAGAACUGCAUGGAAAAUGUCGGAGAUUUAAGACGCGCCCCUGAAAUUUUGGAGGAAAUCAAAAAAGAGAGCAACAAAACAUUUGAUCUGUUGGUCAGCGGCGCGAGGUUGCUUUUUGAGGAGGAGGACAUUUUAAUGUAAAACGGUGAUUUAUUUGGUGGACCAGUGUGUAUUAUACUUACAUAAGGAACAAAACGACUUUUUUCGUUUAUACUAGAUGAUAUAACUUAAUGACGUUUGUUGAAACUGUUCUAUAAUUUACAAAGAUUUUUCUUAAAAAAGAAGAAUUUUACAUUUACUUUUAGUUGAACAUUCCAGUAGCUAUUUAACGUUACAAUUACGCGAACAAUCAUACAGUACCCAACCCUGUUAUUUUACGACGAUGAACGUAACAAUAGCCUAGUAACACCUGUGAAGGGAAAUGCAAGUGGGAGAUACCAACGCAACGUGAAAACUGACCGUAAUAAGAGGCCCUUAAUAACGGGUUUGCUUGUGCCAUUUUCGCUGCUUUAGGUACGAGUAUGAACAUGAUAUGCAUUGGGAACUUGAAACUGACCAGAACUGAAGUCUUUCGUAAGCCACUUGCUUUUGGCAAACUGACACGUCCAUGUUGUACAUACUUGACUCGAAUUGCAUGAACAUAAUAUUGUGUUACCGCAUGUAUUGUGUUAGCUAAUAUAAUCUGUGCGGAAUUGACAGCUACAAGUAUUGCGAGGAAUGUUAGUAAUUGAGCUUUGAUUUGCAUGUCUGUGUUGCACUUGAUAGUGUCUCAAGAGCAUGCCAUUACUAACUCAGAACAUGGUGUCAGAGAUUGUCCGAGUGCACUCGUACCCGAUUUUUCCUGUUUGCAAAAUAUUAAUGACAAUCAAAAGGUUUUGGGUAGGUUUACAGAUCUUUACGAUUUUCUGAAGUACAGUAUUUGAUACACCUCUGAUGGUGGUAGUGGUAGUGUUGGUUUAAUUAUGGAACAAUAUUAUUUAAUAUAUUCGUGUAUUUGAUGCCGAGGUCGACAGUCAGCUGGGCCAGGAGAGAACUCCACAAAAAUUAUAAGAAGAUCAUGUUGUACAUAUUGAUAUAAUGUUUUAUUACGUCCAGUAUUACUCACAAUUUAUAUUCAUUCAUUCAUUCAUUAUUAUUUUCA
This is a messenger RNA of Lingula anatina, 1902 nucleotides long. RefSeq lists its product as uncharacterized. Lineage: Eukaryota; Metazoa; Brachiopoda; Lingulata; Lingulida; Lingulidae. The record is from RefSeq and is a predicted model, not a curated record.